UGAGUGGCCGGGACCCGGAAGUGCGGGCUCACGUGCUGCCGCCCUCUCGGAGGCCUCGGAUAAGAAUGGCCCUGGAAGAGAAGAGCAAACGGAAGAAAAAGCGGAGUGCGCGGGAGGGAGAGAACCCGGAGGACGGCGCUUGUGGGAAUCUGGCAGGAGACUAUGAGGUUGGACAAGUCGCCAGUAGUUUAUUCCACGGCAGGCGGCCCUCCAGAGGCAGCACGGGUCGGCUGGCUUCCCUCUUCGGCUCUUUGGAGCCUCAGCUUCAACCCAUGUAUGUGCCUGUGCCUGAAGAAACCACCAAAAAAAGGAAACGGGAUGAGGAGGAAGAAAGUUCAUCCCAAAUCCAAAGACCGCUUUUGCAAGAACCUGCGAAAAAAAUGAAACUGAAGAAGAAACUUACUGAUGCAGACCGAAAGUUGGCAAACAGAGAAAAUGCUUUAGCAAGUGCUGAUUUAGAAGAAGAAAUUCACCAGAAACAAGGGAAGAAAAGGAAAAAUUCUCAAUCUGGUGUUAAAAUUGCCGAUAAAGAAGUACUUGAUGAUGUAGAUCAGACAGUUGUAAAUCAAAGAAAGAAAAUUCAAACCAACCAAGAAGAGAGAUUAAAGAAUGAGAGAACUGUGUUUGUUGGGAAUUUGCCUGUCACCUGUAAUAAGAAGAAGCUGAAGUCAUUUUUUAAAGAGUACGGACAGAUAGAAUCUGUACGAUUUCGUUCUCUGAUUCCAGCGGAGGGAAUUUUGUCCAAAAAGUUGGCAGCAAUAAAACGUAAAAUUCAUCCUGAUCAGAAAAAUAUUAACGCUUAUGUUGUGUUUAAGGACGAGAGUGCUGCUACAAAAGCACUGGAAAGAAAUGGGGCCCAAAUUGCAGAUGGAUUUCGUGUUAGAGUGGAUCUUGCAUCUGAGACCUCAUCUAGGGACAAGAGAUCUGUAUUUGUGGGGAAUCUCCCAUACAAAGCUGAAGAAUCUGCAGUUGAGAAGCACUUUCUGGACUGUGGGAACACUGUGGCUGUAAGGGUUGUGCGGGAUCCGGUUACAGGAGCCAGCAGAGGCUUCGGCUACGUGCUCUUUGAGAAUACAGAUGAUGUUCAUCUUGCUCUGAAAUUAAAUAACUCUGAACUGAUGGGAAGAAAACUCAGAGUCAUGCGUUGUGUCCAUAAAGAAAAAUUAAAACAAAAUUCAAAUCCUAGUUUGAAGAAUGUCAGUAAACCUAAGCAGGGACUUAAUUUUACUUCAAAAAAUGCACAACAUUCUAAAAGUUUGUUUAUCGGAGAAAAAGCUGUUGUCAUGAAGAAGAAAAAGAAAGGACAGAAGAAAAGUGGACGAACUAAGAAACAGAAAAAACAGAAGUAGCUAUCCGAAGCCUUUUUUUUGUUUUCCCCACUGACUACUGGUAAUAAAAUGUGGUAAAUCCA
Molecule: messenger RNA, 1411 nt
Organism: Balaenoptera ricei (Rice's whale)
Lineage: Eukaryota; Metazoa; Chordata; Mammalia; Artiodactyla; Balaenopteridae
Gene: RBM34
Product: RNA binding motif protein 34
Exons: 11
Coding region: 66-1349 (427 amino acids)
Molecular function (GO): RNA binding
Source: RefSeq, a predicted model, not a curated record